AUGGGGUCUUUAUACCUAAACAUGUUUAAAGGCUGGUGCUUCUCUACAAAUUUACAGCACCAUCCUAAUGGGAGAAUAGUGGUGGCCUGGAACCCAAUGAGUUUUGAUGUCGAUAUUCGAGGUGGUUCUAACCAAUGGAUGCAUUUGAUUAUCCAAUGCAAAAAUGGAACUCAGUUUGCUUUAACAGUUGUGUAUGCCUUUAAUGAUAUGAAGGGCAGGGAUCAGUUAUGGAUGGAUUUAGAUCGACUAGCUCAUGGUAUUAAUAUUCCUUGGAUUGUUAUGGGUGAUUUUAAUGCAGUUUUAGCUCCAUCUGAUAGAUUUCCUUAUAGAGGUAAUGGUUCAGAGUUAGUUCCUUUCCAAAGAUGUGUGGAGAAUUGUAAUCUAGCUGAUGUGAAGUUUUCGGGCUCUUUCUUCACUUGGAAUAAUAAACAAGCUGGGAAGGACCGAGUGUAUGCUAAACUUGACAGAGUUUUAGCUAAUAAUCGCUGGGUGGAGACAUUUAAUUCUGUAGAAGUAGUUUUUUUCCAUGAAGGUGACAUGGAUCAUUGUCCUUUCAUGGUGAAUUUUGGGUCAACUCCUGAGACCAGGAAACCUUUUAAAUUCUUUAAUUUCUGGUGUAAUCUUGAUGGGUUUCAGAGAAUAGUGACUGAAAGCUGGGCUAAGGAUGUAAAGGGAACUCCAAUGUACUGCCUAAUUUCAAAGCUAAAAAGACUUAGAGUAGAUCUGAGACAUCUUAACAGAAAUGGGAAGGGUGAUGUGUUUGUUCAGGAGAUGCAGUUGCUUCAAAAGUUGCUUGAUAUUCAGGGGAAGCUUCAAGAAGACCCUGGAAACAGCCAACUGAUUGCAGAGGAGAUCACUAGAAGGAAGGAGUAUCAGGAAGCUAACAACAAUAAGAUCCAUUUCCUCAAGCAGAAGGUCAAAGAGGAGUGGUUAAAACAAGGAGAUGAGAACACAAAAUUAUUUCAUAAUAGUAUUCGGCACAGAAAUAUUCAGAAUGCCAUAUACUCUAUUUGGGAUAUGAAGGGUAAUUGGUUGGAUAAGCAGGAAGAUGUGCAACAAGCUUUUAAGGAUUACUAUACUGAGUUACUUGGCACAGAAAUGAGUGGGAGAAGAUCUGUUUUGAACUCAGUAGUUGAUAAGGUUCAAGGAAAAGUGGCGAGAAAUUGGUACAAAACGGGAGUGAAACGAAGAAAAAUGCAAAAUUCGUGA
Molecule: messenger RNA, 1209 nt
Organism: Humulus lupulus (European hop)
Lineage: Eukaryota; Viridiplantae; Streptophyta; Magnoliopsida; Rosales; Cannabaceae
Exons: 2
Coding region: 1-1209 (402 amino acids)
Molecular function (GO): catalytic activity
Source: RefSeq, a predicted model, not a curated record